GUGGACAUGAGCAAAGUAAACCUCGAAGUAAUCAAGCCUUGGAUAACAAAAAGAGUAACUGAAAUCCUUGGAUUUGAAGAUGAUGUAGUAAUUGAAUUUAUAUUCAACCAGUUGGAAGUGAAGGCCUGAACCAAAAUGGAAGUUAUUCCUUGCGUCUGAAGUAUAGCACCAUCACCUUAUUAGGUCACAGCAGAGUGAGUGUCCAUUGUCGCUCUGACCAACUCCCUUGAUGAUGCAGUGUGUGUUUGGAGGUGAGUUGUGUAAAGUGACCGAACCAAAGGCAGACAAAGCAUCCAGCAGAGAGCAAUUGGGCAAAGCUUUACACUGCUCUUGAAGUUGUUGUGAAAUAGAUCAGGUGUAAAUGCAAAAGCACCGAGGUGCUGUUCUAAAUUGGUAAGAUACUUCUCAGGGGAGAAGUUGUGGUAUUACGAUUUGCUUGGUAGAAAAAAUGGCUGUCUUCUGUUGGGGAGGGGGUUAAUAUAUUUCAGAAUGAUGUAAAACUAUCCUUCAGAUUAAUGUAGAAGGAAAGCCUAUUUAAACGUGUGAACCAUCUCUCACUGAAAUCAAUGGCCCCAGAAUUUUUGUUAAUGGUAGAGCUGGAUUGCACCAAUGUAAUAAAGUUAAUUAUUAAUGGUCUUUCAGCAUGAACCAUAUAAACAACACAGAGUUCAUGAUAGUAGACUCAUUCAUUUAUUUUACACCGUCUGCUACUGCAUCACAAGACACAGUGAAGUAUUGUCUCUGAACCAUUGGCAAAAAAUGCUUUUGUGCUAAUAUAUUUUAUACUCAGUCUUCCUUCCAAAGAAUUCAUCUUAUGAUUUGACUGAACAGCUGACCUUUCAACUGAGAAAGGUAUUGCUGUUUUAAAAAGGGUGGGGGAGGGAGAGAGAAAAGACUAUACUGUAUUUAAACCUAAGAUUUUAUUAUUUUUAACAGUCUUAGUUGGAAACUUAUAUGUUUGCAUAAAAAUCAACCUGGGGAAGUAAGUUUUUAAGGGAUCAGGUGAAUAAAGUUUAUGCUAGGAAGUACUUUGCUAACAUGUGGUAAUAUAAUAAAACCCAAAUAAGCAUUUUUAGUUUCCCUUCAUAGAAAGCAUGAUUUAAAAUUUAAGAACUUUUAAAAACAAUCUUUUUUCCUUUUUGUGGUUGUGUACUCAUUAUUGCUUGUUCGUCUUUUGCAAUUUAGAUAAAUGAUAUAACAUUAAACUCAAGGUGGUUGAGUUGCAGUAGGGAGUCGGAAGCAAGCCAAGGGAACAUCUUUCUCUACAGGGGACUUGGCGAUUCCAAAACCCCCCCCAAAGUUCCAAGAAGAAACUGAAGACACCUGGAAUCUGUACUUGCUUUGUGCUGUUGAGCUGUGCUUGUUAUAUGGAUCUUGUUGCUUUGAACAACAUUAGAAUUCAAGUGCCCACAUGUACUGUGAGCCACUUGACCUCUUAAUCCUUUGUGGGCAUUACAUAACUGUUAAAAAAAAAUCCCCAAUAUGGCAGCUUUCAUUCCAUAAGUUAGAUAGUGGAGGCUUAGUCUAGUUUGCUGAUGAAAGUAAGCAAAUGCAUGCAUAAAUUCUUGUUCAGUUUUCGCAGCAGGACUUUCAGGUACAUUGUAGUUUAUAAAUUCUGUAAUGUUCAAUAAAUGUGCAUCUUCUGUCCAUUGUACGGAUCACAUUAGCAGCGGAACCAAAAAAACGUUGGGGAAAAGUGCUUAGAUAACUACAAAACUGUUAUAGAAGCAUCGUAAUUUGCUAUAUCUUUGCCCUCAAUUGUAGCAGCUGCACAGAACAAAAUACUUAUGAAAUCCACAAAGGAUUAACAGGCCAUUUAAAAUGUAACGGCAAGGUGAGAGAAUUGGUAAUCUGUUAGGUCUUGUAUUACUGAGCAGCCUUUUAGAGAGAGUUUUUAAAAACUAGCAUUGAGCAUAACAUUCUGUAGUCUCAUGAUAGGCGAUUAAGUCAAAAUUAAAAUAAGUUUGUCUUGAGUUUGUUUUUUUACAAGUAACCUGUUUUUCUUCCUGUCAUGUAUCUCUUUGCAGAAUCCAGAUUCCAAAAUGAUGCAAAUCAACCUGACUGGGUUCUUGAAUGGGAAAAAUGCUAGAGAGUUCAUGGGGGAACUGUGGCCAUUACUGCUGAGUGCCCAAGAAAACAUUGCUGGUAUUCCAUCUGCUUUCCUGGAGCUGAAGAAAGAAGAAAUAAAACAGAGACAAAUUGAACAGGAAAAAUUGGCUUCUAUGAAGAAACAAGAUGAAGACAAAGAUAAGAGAGACAAGGAAGAUAAAGAAAACAGAGAAAAAAGGGACAGGUCCAGAAGCCCUAGAAGGCGCAAAUCAAGAUCUCCUUCCCCUCGAAGGCGCUCCUCUCCUGUGAGGAAAGAGAGGAAACGCAGCCAUUCCCACUCCCCCCACCAUAAAGCGAAAAGUCGUAGUGUUACUCCUGCACCAGAAAAGAAAGAAGAGACUCCUGAGCCAGAGCCUUCAAUCAAAGUAAAAGAAACACUGAUCCAGGAGGCAACAUCUACUAGUGAUAUAUUGAAAAUACCCAAAAUUGAGCCUGUGCCAGAUACUAAAGAAAUGACUCCAGAAAGAGGUUCAAAGAAGGAGAGAGAGAAAGAAAAGGACAAAAAUCGUCAAAGGUCUCCAUCCCGAUCCAAAUCAAGGUCAAAAUCUCGCUCACGCUCUCAGUCUCAUUCAAGACCAAGAAGGCGUCACAGAUCACGAUCCAGGUCUUAUUCACCAAGGAGACGCCCCAGCCCAAGACGGCGCCCGUCUCCUCGGAGAAGAUCCCCACCAAGACGUAUUCCACCUCCACCAAGGCACAGAAGGAGCAGAUCUCCUGUGAGGCGGAGGAGACGGUCAUCAGCAUCUUUGUCAGGAAGCAGUUCCUCUUCUUCCUCUUCACGUUCUCGAUCUCCGCCAAAAAAGCCACCCAAGAGGGUUGUCUCCAGUCCUCCUCGUAAAACACGUAGAUUGUCUCCUUCUGCAAGUCCCCCUAGGCGAAGGCACCGGCCAUCCCCGCCUCCAAGUCCACCCCCAAAACCACGCAGGUCUCCAACACCUCAGCAGUCAAUCCGUGUGAGAAAGACCCGAGGCUCAGUUUCUCCCAGUAGAACCUCAGCACCCAAACAUAAAAGUAUUGAAAAAAGGGAAUCUCCCUCACCAGCACCGAAGACUAGAAAAGUAGAACUGUCAGAAUCAGAAGACGAUAAGGGUGGCAAAAUGGCAGCUGCAGAUUCUGUGCAACAAAGACGACAAUACAGAAGACAGAACCAGCAGUCUUCAUCUGAUUCUGGCUCGUCAUCUUCCUCUGAAGAGGAACGGCCAAAAAAGUCGAAUGUAAAGAAUGGUGAAGUGGGCAGGCGCAGGCAGCACUCUCAUUCCCGCAGUCCGUCUCCCUCCCCACGAAAAUGGCAGAAAGAUUCUUCCCCUCGGAUGCAGAUGGGAAAGAGGUGGCAAUCACCAAUUGUUAAAAGUAGGAGGAGGCGAAGUCCCUCACCACCUCCAGCCAGAAGACGGCGGUCUCCUUCUCCGGCCCCACCUCCGAGACGGCGCCGGUCACCUUCUUUACCACGUCGAAGGUCUCCAUCACCACCUCCUCGCCGGCACUCUCCCACACCUAGGAGAUAUUCUCCCCCAAUACAAAGAAGAUACUCCCCUUCACCACCACCAAAGCGGAGAACAGCUUCUCCUCCACCCAAGCGAAGGGCAUCUCCUUCUCCACAGCCGAAGCUCAGAGUCUCUCGCUCUCCGCCACCAAAGCAAAGAAGCUCUCCGCCUCCCAAGAGACGGUCGCCAUCCAUAUCUUCCAAGCACAGGAAAGGAUCUCCACCCAGCAGGUCUAACCGGGAAGCCCGGUCCCCAAUGCAGAACAAACGGCAUUCACCUUCCCCACGUCCCAGGCCUUCACGUACUUCUGCAAGUCCCCCACCAAUACGCAGAGGACCUUCAUCUUCACCACCACGUCGGCUGUCUCCAUCUCCAAGCACCAGGCCCAUCAGAAGAGUGUCAAGGACCCCAGAACCCAAGAAGUCAAAAAAGCCAUCCAUGCCGAGUCCACAUUCUGCAAGAAGGGGAUCUUCAUCUAGGUCUGCAUCAGGAUCACCCGAGCCACCCCCCAAGAAACAUCAGACCCCUCCUUCUCCUAUACGGUCUCAAUCACCCACUGCUCACUGGUCUCCUCCAGCUCCUGCAAAGAAGGCUAAGAGUCCUACACCAAGUCCAUCUCCUGUCAGGAACUCCGAUCAGGAAGGGAGUGGCAAGAAGAAGAAGAAAAAGAAGGAUAAGAAGCAUAAAAAGGAUAAAAAGCACAAGAAACACAAAAAGCAUAAGAAGGAAAAAGCUGCAGCAGCUGCAGCAGCUGCAAUAGCCGUGCUUACCCCACCAGCGCCUGAAGACCAAGAGAAAAAUACAGAGCCCACGAAGGAGACUGAGAGUGAACCAGAAGAUAACCUCGACGAUUUGGAAAAACAUCUUCGUGAGAAAGCUCUGAGGUCGAUGAGGAAGGCGCAAGCAUCUCCACCCCCUUAGGCAGAAGCAGGAAUUUAAUCUAAUGUACAUUUUAUUUGGUUUGUACUGAGACUUCAAUUUCAAAAUUGCUAAAAUGUGUUUGAGCUUUAGACUUUAACAUUGGUUGUAAUAAUUGCUUAGGUUGAAGUUCACCAUGUUUAAAACAAACAAGAAGGGCAUGGAUCUUCAUUACGAAAAGGCUUUCACAAUGUACUAGUGACAUCCUUUGACAGUUGACAUUUGUUUCACUAUGAUUUUUUUUUAAUGCAGUGUUUCUCCCUCCUCUCCCAGACAGACCACUCAAUUUCUUGGAAAUGUCCUAAGCAUUUGCAAUUUGACUUCCGGCCACAGGUCAUUCUGGUCUUGUAUACAGAGGCAAGCCACUAUUCAUGCUUUUUUUUAAAAAGAAACCUAGCAAGAACACUUGUGAAUCCCCAGAUUUCUCUCCAGUUGCCUGCAUCGUCUUUGCUGAAGACCAAGGUCAGAGUUUGGAGGAAAUAGUACCUACUUAAGCCUGAAGGCAGCGCAUUCACACUAGUUCUACAGGUUUAUUUAGAACACUGGAAUUUCGUUUGUGCUUUACUCCCACCCCACCCCGGGCAGUUCCCUGGAUCGGCCGUCUCAGCAAAAUUUUGCAUACAGUUUUGUUCUGUGAAAUGUUGUUGUUGCCCCAAUCAUAGUUUUCUUCCCCCACCCCCCUCUCCUUGUCUUGUUGUGGUCCUUCAGAAUAGUGUGUAACUUUCAGAGCUGUGGUCUCUCAAAGUGGGAAGGACCUGAAUUUUGGAUAUUGUCAUGUUCUCACUGGGUUUGUUUUUGUUUUUUUUUAAACUUAAAGCUAUUAUAAAGCUUGUGGAUUAAACAAAAUAAAUUUCUAAAUUUAA
Molecule: messenger RNA, 5374 nt
Organism: Sphaerodactylus townsendi
Lineage: Eukaryota; Metazoa; Chordata; Lepidosauria; Squamata; Sphaerodactylidae
Gene: SRRM1
Product: serine and arginine repetitive matrix 1
Exons: 16
Coding region: 2043-4514 (823 amino acids)
Biological process (GO): regulation of mRNA splicing, via spliceosome; mRNA processing
Cellular component (GO): spliceosomal complex
Molecular function (GO): RNA binding
Source: RefSeq, a predicted model, not a curated record